Messenger RNA from Triticum urartu, 1216 nucleotides. RefSeq names its product RNA-binding (RRM/RBD/RNP motifs) family protein. Lineage: Eukaryota; Viridiplantae; Streptophyta; Magnoliopsida; Poales; Poaceae. Gene Ontology annotation, molecular function: RNA binding. The record is from RefSeq and is a predicted model, not a curated record.
UCACUGCUCAGCCGCCCGAGUCCACUGAGCCCGCCUCGGUCGCGGCGUCGGCAGCCGAAGCCGAACCGUACCGUCUCCAAACCACCUGCUAGAAAUAGCGCCCAAACGCCGUGAGCCACCAACCCCCUUCCCCGUGAGCUCGUGCGCCUCGCAGUCGUCGUGUGGUAGUCGCUUACCCCGGCUGGACUCCUUCCUCCGUGUCCGUCGCCUUCGCCUCCCCAGAUCCGGUCCCUAUGGCGAGGAAUCCGGGCUGCGCCGUCUACAUAGGUAACUUGGAUGAAAAGGUCUCGGAGAGGGUUUUGUAUGAGAUUCUUAUUCAGGUAGGUCGUGUAGUAGACUUGCACAUACCCCGUGACAAGGAAACUAGUCGACCCAAAGGUUUUGCUUUUGCUGAGUAUGAAACAGAGGAGAUUGCCCAGUAUGCUGUUAGGCUGUUUUCUGGCCUUGUUCGGCUUCACAAUAGAACACUUAAAUUUGCGAUCUCUGGGCAAGACAAGGCCUCUUCAAAUGUCAAUGUUCCUGUAACACCUAAAAUGAACCCACUACCAAAUCCACCUCAACCAAUGAGAUUUGGUGAUACUCCUGUGUCACAACAUAGAGUGGUAAAUGGUAGGAUUGCAGGCUAUGGUGUUUCUCCAAAUCAUUCUUAUGAUUUCCAUUCCCAAGCAUCAAGUGGGGUAGCAAGUAGAGGAUUAAGUGAUGGUACAUAUGAUUAUAGUAGACGUGUAUUUGGUUCUGUUCUGAAUGAUGUUAGCCGUCGAGCUGACAGACAACCAGUUCCAUACCCGUCCUACUAGCAUACUGAGCUCCAAUGAAUGAAACAUCGGCCAGUGCAGCCAUUGUUGUCUCAGCCCUUCCGUAGGGUCAUCUGGGUACUUGCCAUUACAUCCAUGUAAAUAUGGCUUAUGGUAGUGAAUGUGCGUGUCUGUCUGGUUGUUCUGUUGUUUUCUGCAUGGUAUGGAGGCCUGUCGCUGAUGGUUAGGUUCCAUGCCUUAUCUUCCUGAUAGGAUAUUGCCUCCACUAAUGUUGCUGUAGUACUUUCCCUAGUCAUAGGGAUGGGGUUACAGUAUUCUCAGUUCAAAAUAUGUGAACUAGUAUGUUAUUUGUUGUUUGUCAUGUGAGUUGGAUCUGUAUUAUGUUGGGACAUGAAUGGUAAAAAACCCUACAAAUCUGCCAUCUAUCUUUAAACUUAUCUAUAAUUGCUUGUUGUUGAUGA